Molecule: messenger RNA, 2767 nt
Organism: Stegastes partitus (bicolor damselfish)
Lineage: Eukaryota; Metazoa; Chordata; Actinopteri; Pomacentridae
Gene: crlf3
Product: cytokine receptor-like factor 3
Exons: 9
Coding region: 87-1424 (445 amino acids)
Molecular function (GO): protein binding
Source: RefSeq, a predicted model, not a curated record
GAGCGGCGGCGGCGGCUGCGAGGUGAUUCAUAACUUUCGGGACGAAAUAAUGGCCACCAGAAAGCACUGAAACAGGAGGCGGGAGGAUGUCUGUGGAGGUGGACGUGUUGCUGCAGGAGGCGAAAGAAAGCAUCGAGGCUGCCCAGAACUACCGCAGUGAACUCCAGCAGCGCCUGCAUGGCCUCAACCAGGCCCGCAAGCAGGUUCGAGGCAGCUCAGGUCAGGCUCGCGAGGCCCUCCGGAGGCACUUUGCAGAGCUGCAGGCAGCAGCAACUCGAUUGCUGGCAGAGCGACUGACCACCCUGCUGGCUGAAGUGGACACCAUCGAGGCCGACAGCAUCAAGCCGCUCGAUGACUGUCAGAGCCUCAUCGAGCAUGGUGUGGGCCAGGCUGAUGAGCUGCUGAGAGAGGGAGAAGCAGCUCUGCGCUGUGGGCUUGGAGAGAAGGAGGAUAAACUUGGCAGUUUUACAAAGAAGGCCAUGCACAUCCAACUGGACAGCCUGCCAGAGGUACCGGCGUUGGUGGACGUGCCAAGUGUUUCAGCCCAACUGGAUGACUCCCUGCUGGGCAUGCUGAGAGACCGGGUGUCCCGCCACGGCUCCGUCUCCUCCCACCCACCUGUUCAGAUAGAAGAGCUGCAGGAGAGACCGGGCAGCAUCUUUGUCCGCUGGUGUAAGGUGGACGAGGACUUUGCAGCAGCAGAUUAUCGGCUGCAGUACCGGCGGUCUGGCAGCGGAGGAAGCCAAUACGAGGACGCCUACAUCGGUCGAGACUGUGAGUUCUUGGUCCUCCAUCUGGAUCCUCACAUCGAUUAUCUGUUCAGGGUUUGUGCCCGUGGGGAGGGUCGCACCGAGUGGAGCCCCUGGAGCAUCCCACAGACAGGAUAUACCACACUGGCACCGCAUGAGUGGCGCUCAGGGACAGAGGGCUACAUCCUGAGCAGCAGGAAAAACAUCGCCCUGCGCAACGACUCCUCUCAGUCUCGCUGCCCCGUCCUCUACUCCAAUGCCCCAACCUACUUCUGUGGCCAGACACUGACCUUCAAGAUCUCUGCAGCGGGUCAGAUGGAUCGGAGGGACAGUCUUGGCGUGUGCAUUGGCAGCGAGCGGGGAGAGGAGUCACUUCAGAGCGACCAGGCCGUCUGCAUUUCCACCAAUGGUGCUGUUUACGUCAAUGGUAAAGAGAUGACCAACCAGCUGCCCGCCGUCACUGUUGGCUCUGCCGUGACCUUUGACAUGGAGGUGGUGAACCUGUUCCCCGUCAACAACAAUAACCUGAGCGACGGGGGAAACUUCAAGCUGAGGGUGACCAUCGGCUCAGGGAACCGGGAGGUGGUGUUUGAUUGGCUGGUGGACCAGGCGGUGGACUGCCUCUUCUUCGGCUGCUGCUUUGUCCACUCCGGCUGGAAAGUCCUUGUGUUUUAAGGCCUCGGUUUAAAGGAAUGGAUCCCCCCCGUGUUCAGGAGCCCCUCACCCAGGCGCUAUUAUCUUGAGUUUCUCUUCAGUUCCUUUUUCUUUCACAUCCGAGGCACUCACAGAGUGGCUGCAACAUCUGGAAGAGCAAGGAAAAAAAUCUGUCAUUUGUCCCAAGAAUUUCAUCAGAGUGACAGUCACUAACUUCCGCACAUUAUUCCACAUCUGCAACUGCACAGAAUCUGCAAUUCUGUCAUGAAUCUUUCCAGAAAUUGAGAGUUGAGUCCUACAACACCAGGACAAUAUUAACCUGCAUAUCAUGGAAAACAGUUAUCCAAAUUUGCUAGAUAGCAACAACAAAGCAAAUGUGGUGAUGAGAGUCUCAAACAGAAGUUAGCAGUGAGGAAUAAUUUCUCUUCUAUUCUGCUAUAGCAAACACAAUUCCACUGGAGGACAGUGAAGAAGAAAUGGAGCCAUUAUCUCAAUCUGCAGCUUUGAUAACUUCUCAGCCAAAGAUGGCUGAUUCUGAAAAGAGAUGAAACUAGUUCAAACUGUGGUGCUCAAGGGGGAUCGUUGCUGCUGCAGCAGAAUAGAUACGUUUUAAUAAAUGUCCUACCGCAUUUGCAAGAUGGUGAUCGCCAGAGCCACGACAAGUUCAUAAACCUCUCAUAGGGAAACUUAUUAGUGACGUUCACGGAAGGUUUGUCCGUCUUCAUGUACAGAACAAUGGUCCAAACAGUCAUGCAACACAAAAGACGUCAAAAAAUGGUAAACCUCCUGACAAAUCAGCUACACCUGGAGCUCAUCAACCCGGACGUCCUUAAAAACAGCCUUCAAAUUUUGGAGAAAUGGCUCCUCCAAAGUUCUAUAAUGUGGUCAAAUAACAAAACUUACAAAGUAUAAAAUAAACUAGUCGGGCUCCAGAAUAAAGUCAUAGUAUAAAAAAGUCUUUACUUACUUCCAAGUGUGCGUGCCAGGUAGAUAAUGUUUUCAGUGUGUGGUCUCCACAGCAAAACAGUAAAUAUUUGGACUAAUGGACCACCACCCACCUGGUUUGUUGUGUGCCUGUAAACUGUGUGGGAGGAAAUGUGAUUUGUGCUGUGAGUGAUGCAGCUCUUCCUCAGGCUUCAGGGACAUUUGUUGGAGGAGUGAUAUCCGUGUUCACGCAGCUUCUUUACUCGUAGUUUGUUUUACUUUGAUUCCCAAACCUUCUUACAAGGUUGGACAUUGUUUACAGCUUGUUUUUGUUGCUGUUGUUCUCGCUGUGGAGAGAAUUUUCACCGGUCGUUCAUCUAUGCAUCGUCUUAAUUUAGUUGUAGUGGCAGUUUGAGAGCUUCUAGAGCAGGGGUGUCGAA